UUUUUUUUACCUAUCAGGCAUUUCGAUUAUAUAAGUUAAGUGCAAAUGGCGUUACGUUUAAUUUCAUUAAAUUAUGAUCGAAGCAAACUUACCAAGUUAAUUUUCAAGGUAGCCUAUAAUCAAAAAAGACUCUGGAGAUACUCAAGUAGUUCCGCGACUAAGCCAUCAGUGCCUUUUUUGGAUACGCCAAGUCCGGUAUUCUCUACUCAAGCCUUAAACCACCAUUGGGGGGCAUGGCCGUGUGCAGUUGUUUUGGUUGUUGGCCUUGCCUGUGAGUUGCUGGGCAUAAUAUACAUUGGAGUAACGCGAAAUGAUGUCUGGUAUACUCAAGAUCCAGCGCCUUGCGAAACUGUUGAGACGCGCAAAGGAUAUCAGCCGCCUAUAAGUAAAUUUAAGAUCAUCAAUCAGAAGUGGGAGUAUUCACCGAGACUUCUUGAGGCGUGGCAAGGAGAUGUCAAUGGUCCCCCAAUUCCAGCUGAAGAUGACAAAAAGAAAAAGAAGAAGUAGGUUAAAAACCUGAAGAUCCGACCCUAGCUGAAUUCAGGCAUGGUUUUAUUCUGUCGCGAUAUUCGAACAAGGCUCCCAACCAAAUUGAAACAUUGAAAAAAGAAGUAGACCACUAACCAAGAAUAUCCGACCGUACCCAAUUUGGUUCAUAUUUUUAUACUCUGAAAAGAGAUUUGUAUUAAGUUGCUGGAUUGGUAUAAUGGAUUCUCAUAUAUGAUCCUUAGUUUUAUAUUUACAAUUCAAAGUAUCGCUUAUUUUUUGUAAAUAAAAAAGCCAUUGUGCUCUAUGAUUACAA
Messenger RNA from Drosophila innubila, 802 nucleotides. RefSeq lists its product as uncharacterized. The record is from RefSeq and is a predicted model, not a curated record. The transcript has 6 exons. The coding region runs from base 46 to 507 and encodes 153 amino acids. NCBI's taxonomy places the organism in Eukaryota, Metazoa, Arthropoda, Insecta, Diptera, Drosophilidae.